Molecule: messenger RNA, 1433 nt
Organism: Gaeumannomyces tritici R3-111a-1
Lineage: Eukaryota; Fungi; Ascomycota; Sordariomycetes; Magnaporthales; Magnaporthaceae
Product: glycosyl transferase family 17 protein
Exons: 1
Coding region: 181-1344 (387 amino acids)
Biological process (GO): protein N-linked glycosylation; N-acetylglucosamine metabolic process
Cellular component (GO): membrane
Molecular function (GO): beta-1,4-mannosylglycoprotein 4-beta-N-acetylglucosaminyltransferase activity
Source: RefSeq, a predicted model, not a curated record
CGCUGACAGGAGUAGGCCGAGUCGCACCGGUCGCACAGAAACGAGGACAUUGAACACUGCCCCUGAGGACAGAAGGGCCCUACUGGGAGCGCAAUGCUGGAAUAAUCCGAUUAAUGAGCUUCAACUGGCAUCAUUGGAGCAGUGAAAACGACUGCUAUUCGAAACAUCUCUGAUGCAAUCAUGAGGUUUCUGCUGCCGCGUCGCGUCGCCAGACGCGCUCGCCUGUUGUUCGUCCUCGCUGCCUUUUGCACGCUCCUUGUCUUCUUCUGGAGCGGCGGCGGCGCUCUCCGGCUGUCGCCCCACCGGAUAUCAAAUGCCGGUCUCUACCGACCGUCGGAGGACGCUGCGUCUCUUUGCCGCCGUCAUGGCUGGAGACCCUUCAGGCCACCAAAAUCCUUCUCCUGGUGGCCGCUGGCCCCAGCCGAGGAGCAUCCAAGACCCCGCAAGGUCUACGACCUGUUCAUGAUCAACAACGAGAUGGAGUGGCUCGAGGUCCGCCUGAAUACCACCUACGAGCUUGUCGACCAUUUCGUGGUGGUCGAGGCCCCCCUCACAUUUACCGGGCUGCCCAAGCCACUCGUCAUCAAGGAAAACUGGGACCGGCUCCGGCCCUAUCACGCCAAGCUCUUUUAUCACGAGCUGCAGUACCCGCCAGACUACAACCCGCCAAGGCCCUGGGACCGCGAAGAUCUGCAGCGCGACGCCUCGCUGGAGCAGGCCCUCCCGCGCCUGGCCGCCGAGGUGCCCGGGGCGGCCCCGCGGGCCGGCGACGCCCUCGUCGUCGCCGACGUGGACGAGAUCAUCCGGCCCGAGACCCUGCGCCUGCUGCGCGCCUGCGAAUUCCCGCGCCGCCUGACCCUGCGCAGCCGCUUCUACUACUACGGCUUCGAGUUCCUGCACCGCGGGCCCGAGUGGCCGCACCCGCAGGCCACCUACUAUGAGGGCGCCCGCUCCAGCUCCGCCGGCGGCGGUGGCACCACCAUCAAGCCGACCAACCUGCGCAACAGCGACGGCGGCUUCGCGCCCCUCUCCUGGCUCGACAUGGCCGACCUAUGGAACGCCGGCUGGCACUGCUCCACCUGCUACCGGACCGUGGCCGACGUGCUGCGCAAGAUGGCCUCCUUCUCCCACGUCCCGCUGAACCAGGAGGUGUUUCGGGACCCGAACAGGAUCGCCGAUCGGGUCCGUAGGGGUAAGGAUAUCUGGGAUCGCGAGGGCGAACACUACGACUUCGUCCCCAAUAACACCGACAUGCCGCCCUUCUUGCUGGCGAAUCCAGAGCGGUUCGGAUAUCUGCUAAACCGGACGGGGGAGUCCGCCGGCUUCGAGGACUACCUCCCUUAGGAUUCAGGGGGAGAGCGCAUCUUAAUUUGUUCAUCCAAUACAGCCAUUAUUGAAUUUGCCCUUGAGUCAACAAUUAUUGGGUGAUGAAG